GCCACAUCCAGUGAACGGACACCGUAGCCAUGCUAGCACCAGGUCAGGAAACAUGGGUUGGCCAUGCUAAGCUACUGCAUGCCAUCAGUUACCUGGCAUGAACAGUCAAAAAUAUCUUUCAUGGUGUUGCUGCAGCAGCAGUUUGAAAGGACUUAGCUCUUGUUGGAAGCUGCCAGAUCCUGCUGCACUCAGCUGCUUCUGUGGGCCGUAAUUGAAACCAUUUGUGGAUCAGGUGGAAUUCUGGGACUUCUGGGCCUCACCUCAAACUCCCAAAAAAGUCCUCACAAGGAAGAGGUCAGCGACUCCAGCACCGAAUGCUUUGACUCACAGCAGUAGAUGUGGAAUAUUUCAAACUGAUGGUUUCCAAAUAUCAAGAGAAGAGCUGGCAAAAGUGCAGGGAGGAGAGAUGAAGGUCGUCAGGAUUCAUCAGAUUACACAUCACGUCUUCCUUUUCCUGCUGGUCACAGCUGCACAAUGUCAAGUGAACCCAGAAAUGUGUCGGUAUCCUCUGGGCAUGACCGGUGGGCAGAUUCAGGAUGAGGACAUCUCUGCAUCCAGUCAGUGGUCUGAGUCAACUGCAGCAAGAUUCGGCAGACUCGACCUGGAUAACGGAGACGGUGAUGGAGCCUGGUGUCCUGACAUCAUGUCAGAGCCAGACGGCCUGAAAGAGUACCUCCAGGUGGAUCUACGCUCACUGCACUUCAUCACACUAGUGGGCACCCAGGGUCGCCAUGCUGAUGGGAUGGGUAAUGAGUUUGCACAAAGAUACAGGAUCAAGUACAGCCGAGACGGCAGCAACUGGGUCGGCUGGCACGAUAGGAAGGGGAGGCAGGUGAUCGAGGGGAACAGGAAUGCAUAUGAUGUGGUGCUGAAGGACCUGGAGCCUCCCAUCAUUGCUCGGUUUGUGCGCUUCAUGCCUGUGACGGAUCACUCCAUGAUUGUGUGCAUGAGAGUGGAGCUCUACGGCUGUGAAUGGCUUGAUGGUCUGAUGUCUUACAGCAUCCCAGACGGGCACCAAAUGAUCUACAGAGGCCUGGAUGUCUAUUUUAAUGACUCUGUGUAUGAUGGAGCAUCAGCUGAAAGACUAACAAAGGGUCUGGGCCAGCUGACAGAUGGUACAUGGGGUCUGGAUGAUUUCCUCCAUAGCCACAUAUACAGCAUGUGGCCUGGCUACGACUACGUGGGCUGGAACAACAGAAGCUUCCCUAAAGGUUACGUGGAGAUGAUCUUUGAGUUUGACCAUGUACGCAACUUCACUUCGAUGAAGGUUCACUGUAACAACAUGUUCGGCAGAGGGGUGAGGAUGUUCAGACAGGCCGGCUGUUAUUUCCACUCAGGGUCAGAUUGGGAGGCCGAUCCUGUGACAUUCAGACCCACGGUGGACCGUGUGAGCCAGAGCGCCCGCUUUGUUACUGUACCACUUGGGGACCGCACAGCAAGCGCCAUCAAGUGCCGCUUCCACUUCAGCGAUACAUGGAUGCUGUUCAGUGAGGUGGCCUUCCAGUCAGGCUCUGCAGUCUACAAUAACUCUUUGAUUCCCCGUAAACAUGGACACCCAACAAACACACUACCAGCAGAUGAUCCGACUCAUAAAGUGGACGACAGCAACACAAGAAUCCUGAUUGGCUGCCUGGUGGCCAUCAUCGCCAUCCUGCUGACGAUCAUUGUCAUCAUCCUGUGGAGGCAGGUGUGGCAGAAGAUGCUGGAGAAGGCAUCUCGUCGAAUGCUGGACGAUGAGCUGACAGCUCGUCUUGCAAUCCAGACUCAGGCCUUCUCCUCCCAUCAUUCCUCGCUGACCAGUGAUGGUGGCUCUACCUCCAACUCAACCUAUGAGAGGAUCUUCCCCCUCUGCGCUGACUACCAGGAGCCUUCACGCCUCAUUAGGAAACUUCCUGAGUUCGCUCAGUCCACAGAGCACCUUGGCCCAAACUCCUCCAGUAAAGCUCUUGUGGCUGGCGUUGCAGACGGAGCCCCGCACUAUGCAGAGGCAGACAUCAUCAGUCUGCAGGAGUCUUCAGACAGCAGUGCUAACUCCAUCACUGCCUUCAGCAUCAAUCUGUUUUCAGGCACCGAUUCUUCAAUGAGAGAGUUCCCCAGGAACAAGCUCACCUUCAAGGAGAAGCUGGGAGAGGGACAGUUUGGAGAAGUACACUUGUGUGAGGCAGAGGGCAUGCAGGACUUCCUGGAUGAGGAUUUGGCUGAGGAGGGAAGCACUGUGUCACCUCUACUGGUGGCUGUGAAAACACUGAGGGAGGAUGCCAACAAAAAUGCAAGGAAUGACUUCCUGAAGGAGAUACGGAUCAUGUCUCGCCUGAGGGACCCAAACAUUGUUCGUCUGCUGGCGGUUUGCGUGGACACAGACCCUCUGUGUAUGAUCACUGAGUACAUGGAGAACGGAGACCUGAACCAGUUCCUGUGCAGCCUAAGGCGUAAAGAGGCGGCUGAAGACAAAACAGAUCAAGAGGACAAAGAGGGGAAGAGUAUGGUCAGUAAACUGAUCGGCAUGGCAGUGCAGAUUGCAUCCGGCAUGAAGUACCUGUCCUCUCUCAACUUCGUCCACCGUGAUCUUGCAACUCGAAACUGCCUGGUGGGUAAAAACUUCACCAUCAAGAUCGCUGACUUUGGGAUGAGCAGGAAUCUGUACAGAGGAGAUUACUACAGGAUCCAGGGCCGAGCAGUGCUGCCUAUUCGCUGGAUGUCCUGGGAGAGCAUCCUGCUGGGUAAAUUCACCAUGGCGAGUGACGUGUGGGCGUUCGGUGUGACUCUGUGGGAGAUCCUUACUCUGUGUAAGGAGCAGCCGUACUCUCAGCUCUCUGACGAACAGGUCAUAGAAAACACCGGAGAGUUCUUCAGGGAUCAGGGCAAACAGGUUUACUUGCCCAAGCCUCCCUGCUGUCCUGACAAAGUAUACAACGACCUGAUGCUGAGCUGCUGGAGGAGGAAUGCCAAGCAGAGGCCGAGCUUUCUGGAGAUCCACGCUCAGCUGACAGAGAGUCUGGUCUAGCAGACAAGACAGAUUGUCUCUCUCUGCCAUGCACUGUCACAUUUUGUCUCUUUAGUCUGGAUAUAUUUGGAGCCAGAAACAACCAAUGAAAUGUUAGCAAUUUCUUGCCAUAUUGGUGCUGUAAAUAAAAAGACGUGAGAAAAGGUAUACACUUGAACAGAGCUUUAAACUGUAGAUAUCAUACAAACUAGCACUAUUCACAUCUGUAUUUAUUAAAAUCGCCCUAUUUCCUGUCUUAUACCUAUUUAUACUGUACUUCAUUAUUAGUCUAGGUUUCAGACACAAUUUUGAAGAUAAUUUGUCAUUUACAAGUAUAACAUAUUUUUUUCUAGUGCACAUCUUUUAGUGAAUGUUGACAGUUGUGUAAUUUUAAUGAAUUUUAAUAUAUUUUCUCCUAAACUCUUAUAACAAUGAAUGACAAGGUAAUGUUUGUUGCUUGAAGAGACUGUUGUUUCACUCUGCAGCAGAGUACUGAAGUAUUUAUGUUAACAUGUAAAUGUCCUUAUGCAGAUAUAAAUGAAUUGUACAUUGUUGACUUCUGAAUAGAUGACAAAACCAAAGACCCUUGUAAAUAAUGAAAUAUUAGGAGUAACUGCAUUUUACAAAAAAAUCUAAAUCUUGACUGAAUUGUGUUAGUUGUAGAUGAAAAUAAACAUUUUGUAUACAGUAUAGUAAGCAUUUUAACAUGUUAUGUC
Cheilinus undulatus (humphead wrasse) is the source of this 3699-nucleotide messenger RNA. RefSeq names its product discoidin domain-containing receptor 2-like. Gene Ontology annotation, biological process: positive regulation of kinase activity; cell surface receptor protein tyrosine kinase signaling pathway; protein phosphorylation. Gene Ontology annotation, molecular function: protein tyrosine kinase collagen receptor activity; collagen binding; ATP binding. Gene Ontology annotation, cellular component: signaling receptor complex; membrane. The record is from RefSeq and is a predicted model, not a curated record. Bases 407 to 3004 code for a protein of 865 amino acids. The transcript is spliced from 20 exons. Lineage: Eukaryota; Metazoa; Chordata; Actinopteri; Labriformes; Labridae.